AUGGGGCUGUUUGGUUUUCAGGCUUUGCAGGGAACUGGUUGUUCGGAUUUAGGCUUGAGGGAACAACAGCGUGAGUUGAACAAGGAUGACAGACAUGCGCAGGGGAUCUGCGACGUGCUCGUGGAGACGAUGAAACGGGAACAUGAGCUCCACGUAGACCCUCUCACCGACUUCGCCAUCUGCUGUGGCCAAUCCGAGGCCUUAGCUGCAGCAACAUUUGCAAUCAUAGAUCCAGGGGAUCAUGUUUUGCUCUUCGACCCCGCUUACGAAACGUACCAAAUGUGCAUCGAGCUGGCCCGGGGUGUCCCUGUGUAUGUGCCAUUGGAUCCACCUUCUUGGACACUGAACGAGGAUAAGUUUUUGGAAUCUUUAACGAGUUGGACAAAGAGCGGGAUCUUAAAUAGCCCACAUAAUCCAACAGGGAAGGUUUUUAGCAAGGAGGAGUUGCUUAUUAUUUCUAAAGCUUGUCAUAAAAUGGAUUGCUUUGCAAUAACAGAUGGGGUUUAUGAGUAUAUUACUUACGACGAGAAUAAGUAUAUCUCUCUGGCUUCUCUUCCAGGAAUGCAAGAGAGAACCAUCAUCACAUCUUCACUGUCAAAAACUGAUAGUGUAACUGCUAGCUGUGCAAACAUACUAGGUUGGAGAAUUGGAUGGGUUUGUGCUGGAGCAAACAUAGCAGCAGCAAUAAUAAAUAUCCAUGUCAAACUUACAGAUUCAGCUCCUGCACCAUUCCAAGAAGCUGCAUUGAUUGAUUUUUUUUUAAAAAAAGCUGCAUUGAUUGCAUUAACCAGCACAACAGACUAUUACGAGUCCCUUAAAACAGACUAUGUGGUGAGAAGAGACUUCAUUCUUCAAUUUCUGAAAAAUUACGGUUUCCACAUUAGCUUCGAGCGGCAAGGUUCGAUCUUUGUGCUUGCUGAGUUGCCCAAGUCUUGGAAAAUUUCAGAUGUGAGAUAG
Molecule: messenger RNA, 957 nt
Organism: Lolium rigidum
Lineage: Eukaryota; Viridiplantae; Streptophyta; Magnoliopsida; Poales; Poaceae
Product: kynurenine--oxoglutarate transaminase-like
Exons: 10
Coding region: 1-957 (318 amino acids)
Biological process (GO): biosynthetic process
Cellular component (GO): cytoplasm
Molecular function (GO): L-kynurenine:2-oxoglutarate transaminase activity; pyridoxal phosphate binding
Source: RefSeq, a predicted model, not a curated record